This is a messenger RNA of Meloidogyne enterolobii, 271 nucleotides long. The record is from the annotation of a GenBank genome assembly. NCBI's taxonomy places the organism in Eukaryota, Metazoa, Nematoda, Chromadorea, Rhabditida, Meloidogynidae.
AUGAGAUUUCACUAUUCAAUGCCUGCAAUCGUUAACUCCUUGCAAGAUUCAGUACCGGAUAGGGUAAAAUUUCGUCGGUCUGACACUGAAGAUUUUUUGAUUGAACGGAAAGCUGGUGCCUCGAGUGAAUGUAAAUACUUUUUAUUUUCUUUAAAAUCCUAACUAAUUCCCCUCCUUUAAAAAACUCAUUAAAUAAAUUUAUUUCACAUCCAGGCACAUUAUAGAGGAUUUUACGAGUAUUUAUUUUCCCCCAUCUGCCAUCCAACUACUU